Cydia fagiglandana is the source of this 2088-nucleotide messenger RNA. RefSeq lists its product as uncharacterized. The transcript is spliced from 3 exons. The coding region runs from base 31 to 2088 and encodes 685 amino acids. NCBI's taxonomy places the organism in Eukaryota, Metazoa, Arthropoda, Insecta, Lepidoptera, Tortricidae. The record is from RefSeq and is a predicted model, not a curated record.
UACAGGGUUGUGGUGGGUACAUGUGGAACUAUGGCUCCCGAAAAAUUGGCUAUUUUUGGAGUUGCAGCGUUGCUGCUAGCGACGGCGGUCCUGGCCAAGGGCAACAAGGACUGUAAAGGCCUUUUCUGCAAACACCGCGUCGAAUGUGACUUCAGGGGAGUCCGCUGCCAGGAUUGCCACACUCGUCUGAUCUGCACGCCUCGCGGCGGCAUCCUCAGCUCCUGCUGGUUACCUGGCCACCGGUACUGCUCUAAAGGUCGCUGCGUCAAGCACCCUAGCACAGAAUGUGCUACUGAACGACCAUCUACAAGCCCACCUACUAAUAGUAGUCCUGGUAAUCCUGCCACUUUAUACCCUGCAAGCACAACAGAAGGUUCAACCACAGAUAAGACUCCGUCUACAAUAGAUCCUGCAAGUACCACUGGAAAACAUACAACGACAGAUGAACUUACGUCUACCGAAGACCCAGCAGGUACUACUGAUGCAUCUAUAUCCACUACUGAAAGUGAAGACUCAUCUACCGCUGAAUCUUCGUCUACCUUGGAUCCUGCUAGUACUACUGAAGGUUCAACUACAAAUGAACCUACAUCCACUUUGAGCCCUGCAAGUACUACAGAGGCAGAUAACACUGAUGCUACAUAUACUACUGAAGACACGUCUGCCGAUCCUACCUUGGAUCCUCCAAGUACUACUGAAGAUACUACCUCUGAUGAAUCUACUUCUACCACAGACGAAUCUAAUUCUACUACAGAUCAGUCUUCUUCUACAACAGAAGGUUCAUCCACAACAGAUUCAAGUUCUACCGUAGAGCCAGAUUCUACCACAGAUGAAUCUACUUCUACCACUGAAGAAUCUUCUACAACUGAUUCAAGUUCUACCAUAGAGCCAGAUUCUAGCACAGAUGAAUCUACUUCUACCACUGAGGACCCUUCUACAACUGAUUCAAGUUCUACCAUAGAGUCAGAUUCUAGCACAGAUGAAUCUACUUCUGCCACUGAAGAAUCUUCUACAACUGAUUCAAGUUCUACCAUAGAGCCAGAUUCUGCUACCGACGAAUCCAUUUCCACUACGGAAGCAGGUACUUCUACCACUGAAGACUCUUCUACAACUGAUCCUAGUUCUACCAUAGAACCAGAUACUGCCACAGACGAAUCUACUUCUACCACUGAAGAAUCUUUAACGACUGAUUCAAGUUCUACCGUAGAGCCAGAUUCUACUACAGACGAAUCCUCUUCUACCACGGAUGAAGGUUCGUCGACUACUGAAGAAGAUGAUACUACAGAGCCAACUUCUACGAUAGAAACUGAUUCUGCGACAGAUGAAUCUACUUCUACCACUGAAGAUUCACCUACUACUGAAGAAGAUAGUUCUACCACAGAGCCUGCUUCUACGAUAGAAACUGAAUCUGCCACAGAUGAAUCAACUUCUAGCACUGAAGGUUCGUCUACUACCGAAGAAAAUAGUUCUACCACAGAGCCAACUUCUACUAUAGAAACAGAUUCUGCUACAGAUGAAUCUACUUCUAGCACUGAAGGUUCGUCUACUAUCGAAGAAAAUAGUUCUACUACAGAACCAGUUUCUACUAUUGAAACUGAUUCUGCCACAGAUGAAUCUACUAUUACCACUGAAGAUUCAUCUACUACCGAAGAAGAUAGUUCUACCACAGAACCAGCUUCUACGCUAGAAAUAGAUUCUGCCAAAGAUGAACCAACUUCUAGCACUGAAGGUUCAUCUACUACCGAAGAAGAUAGUUCUACCACAGAGCCAACUUCUACCGUAGAAACCGAUUCCACCACAGAUGAAUCUACUACUACCACUGAAGAUUCAUCUUCUACCGAAGAAGAUAGUUCGACCACAGAAUCAGUUUCUACUAUUGAAACUGAUUCUGUCACAGAUGAAUCUACUACUACCACUGAAGAUUCAUCUACUACCGAAGAAGAUAGUUCUACCACAGAGCCAACUUCAACCAUAGACCCUGAUUCUACAACGGAAUCCACUGCCAGCGAAGAAUCUACCACGGAUGAAGGUUCUACUACGACUGAACAAUCUACCACGGAGGAACAAUCUACUACAGAGGAGGAAGAGUAA